UACUCUAGAAAAAGAAGAGAUGGCGGGAAACGAUUCUCAGAAGCAAUUCCUCACUCUAAUCCGCGACUUCGCAUCUGAAAAAUCUCAAGGAGAGCGAAGAAUAAUAAAUUUGAAGAAACGAAGUCAAGAGCUUCAAUCGGAGCUUGAAACUGCAAACACUGAGGUUGAAGAGGCAAAACAUCAGAAGGAGACUGCUGACCAAGAGCUCAAAGGCUACGAAGUUGAAUUGGCCAGGAAUGAAUCUGCUAUUCAAACCCUAGAGGAAAGGAUCGUUUCUAUUCAAGAUGAACUAUCAGCCUACGGAUCUGAUGUAGAGGCUCUUAAGAACAAAGAAGCAGAAACUCGAGACGACUUCAUUGAGAAAAUGUUGGAUCUCAAUGCACAGAUAAGGAAAUUCCAUGAGACAAGAGCCUCUAUAUUCCAAAAUGAUAAUUGCAGCGAGUCAGCAUCAAAGCCUGCAGGUCCAGCAAAAGCCAAAGCAGAAGAUGCUGAAGCUGUCAAAAGAGACCUCCAGAAUAAGUUGGCUCAGAUAGUUUUCCAGAUCACUAAGGAAGAAGAGGAAUACCAAGUUGAACAGAAUAUUCAUACUCAGCUUCAAGAGGAGUUGAAUAUUUUGGAAAGGAAAGCAUCGCUGAUAGAGGGAAUCACAAAAGAAAAUAUGGAAAUGCAGGAGUUAGCCAGGCAGACUUCUGAAUUGGAAAACAGAUGUGCUUCCCUUGGUGAUGAGCUACAAAAGAGGUCGGUAUGUCCCAGUUGCCAUAGGGACAACACAGAGGCAUUAAGUGAAAUUGUUCAAGCAGGCGAUGAAAAUUAGCUUCUUGUAAGUAGUCCCGGACAUUACGCUGAUGAUAGUCAAACGCAGGACAUUGAGGUGCUUACAUAUCUGCUCUUAUGUCUUCCACUGGAUUUACUUUUGGCUAAGCUUUGCUCUACUAUAGAUAUGGCUAGUUUGCAUAAUUGACACUCCUAGUUUUUCUACUUCCUCUAUACUUCCAAAGAACAAGUGUAAUGAAAGCUGUAAAAUGAAAACAUACUUUUACCA
Molecule: messenger RNA, 1042 nt
Organism: Nicotiana tabacum (common tobacco)
Lineage: Eukaryota; Viridiplantae; Streptophyta; Magnoliopsida; Solanales; Solanaceae
Source: RefSeq, a predicted model, not a curated record